Molecule: messenger RNA, 1925 nt
Organism: Aspergillus ochraceoroseus IBT 24754
Lineage: Eukaryota; Fungi; Ascomycota; Eurotiomycetes; Eurotiales; Aspergillaceae
Exons: 5
Coding region: 327-1754 (475 amino acids)
Biological process (GO): amino acid transmembrane transport
Cellular component (GO): vacuolar membrane
Molecular function (GO): amino acid transmembrane transporter activity
Source: RefSeq, a predicted model, not a curated record
UUCCAUCUUGGGCAAGGCAUCAAAGUCAACAUAGAGUACGGAGGACAUUUGCCCGUAUCGUUACUAUCAAGUCGGGGUUAUUGGCUCUGGAAAAAAAAAAAGGUCUGAUAAGGGUUCCGAGCACGUGCGAUUUGUUGAUAUCGCGUCAUUCCCCCAACUUUAGGGUUUGCAAUCUAUAGUCCAAAAAAAAAAAAAAAAUAGCAAAUUCCACUUUAUAUAUCAUGUCGAAGCCCGGAGUGGGGAUUGGGUUUGAAGCCGAUCCUUGCUAUCCGUUAGUUUCCGCUGGAUUGUGACUUGGAAUGCGUCGUCAAUAGUUGUUGUUCUACAUGUCUCAACCCGCGUAUGUUGCCCAGGACAAGGCCGAGAAGGCCCCCGGCGAGGUCGACGAGAUCGACCAGGACUUCUCCAGCUCGGACGAUACCUUGACUGCCAUCAUUGUUGCAGAUCACCAGCAUGAUAUUAAGCUACGAACAAUGUCAUGGCAGAAAGCUGCCUGGUUACUAGCGGGGGAACAAGUGUGUUUGGCCAUUAUGGCCCAGUCAUGGUCUCUCUCGGUCUUGGGGUGGGUUCCGGGUAUCCUCACCAUGCUGGUUGCAGGGGCCCUGUUCUGGAUAACGUCCAUUACGAUGCACAAAUUCAUCAUGAAACAUCCCCAAAUCAUGGAUAUCUGUGACUUUGGCUACUAUGCGUUCGGCAAGAGUCGGAUUGCAUAUACCUUUACUGGAUUCAUGUUGUUGGCCAACAAUAUUCUUUUGAUCGGGUUUCACAUUCUCACGGGGGCAAAGAUCCUCAACACGCUGUCGGACCACUCUUUAUGCACCGUGGUGUUUUCCGUGAUUGUCAUGCUCAUGGGUAUCGUGAUGUCGGCCCCCCGUACUCUGCAUCAUGUGUCCUUCAUGUCCAUGUUUUCCGCGGCUUGUAUGGGGGUGUCGAUCCUCCUAUUCCUCAUCUUCGCCGGCACCGAGAAGGCUCCUCUGUACGGAUACAAUGGCAACUACCCGACUGAUGGCCCGGUUCGCACCUAUGCCUUCCCCUUGCCCGGAACCACCUGGGUCGCCUGCAUGAAUGCUGUCCUGAACAUCACCUUUCUCUGGGUUCCGCAGAUUCUGUUCCCCACCUUCAUCUCCGAAAUGGAGAGGCCGCAAGACUUCCCCAAAUCGCUGGCUGUCCUCGCCGGCAUUUCCGCCGUCCUGUUCAUCGUCCCGCCGGCGAUCGGGUUCCGAUAUCUCGGCCAAUAUGCCACCGCUCCCGCAUUCGGCAGCCUGGGGGCUGUUGCGGAUAAAAAGGCCUCGUUUGCGUUCGUCAUUGUGCCCACCGUCGUGAUCGCCGUCAUAUACGCCAACGUGAGCGCCAAGUUCAUAUACUGCCGCAUCAUCAUGCGGCAAUCACGACACGCACACAGCAAUACCGUGGUUGGAUGGGCCGUCUGGGGCCUCACCAUGGUGGUGAUCUGGAUCCUUGCCUUUGUCUUUUCCGAGGUCGUUCCCAGCAUGGGGGAUUUCCUGUCGCUUCUGGGUGCCGCGUUCGACUCCUUCUUUGGCUUUAUCUUCUUUGCUGUGGCCUACUGGCAACUCCAUAGGCAGGAUCUUUUUUCCGGUCCGCGGAGGGCGAUCAUGACUGCCGUCCAUGUUCUCGUCCUGUGCUGUGGAUUGUUUCUGCUGGGUCCUGGGCUGUACGCUGCGGUGGAAGCGAUCAUAGCGGAUUAUUCAGGAGGCACUGCACCGGCCUUUAGCUGUGCCAAUGCAGCGAUUUAGAAUUUCGACCAUAUGGUGCUUUCCCUGGCCAAGUGCGCUCUAAUCUAAUGCAGUAGACUUGUUCAAGAUGAGUCCAUACAUUGGCCGCCGCGAGGAGAAUCCUGCAUCCUCCACUACUAGUGAGGAACUCCCCUCCCAGCAUGGGUAGCAGCAGGUAAUGAAAUAUGCUUU